Messenger RNA from Linum tenue, 1847 nucleotides. The record is from the annotation of a GenBank genome assembly. NCBI's taxonomy places the organism in Eukaryota, Viridiplantae, Streptophyta, Magnoliopsida, Malpighiales, Linaceae.
ACACACACAUAUACAUAUUCAUCCUGGAACAAGGUAAAAUUAAAAGAACCUACUUUUCAGUUUUCACACGCCGGCACAAACAGAUCGUCGUCUUCUUCAAAUCUUUGGAAAUGGCUCCCAAAUUAAAACCUUUGCUUGUGCGGUUGUUGUUGAAAAACAAACUCAAUAACACUGCCACCAACGCUUCUUCUUCGUCUUCUCCACCACCGCCACCACCUCCUUUGUCGCCUCCGAUGGCGGCGACGCUUCAUCCACCACCGGCGACGUCCUCCACCACCUCAAUUCUCUCCCGCUCUUCGACCCACCACGCUUUCCCUUCUCCGAACCUCAAUCCGAACCCGAGCCACGUCCCUCCCCGUCACAAAGUCCUGACCUUGGCCACUAAAAGCUCCUCCCACGAGAAAACCAACGCCACCGUCGAGAAACAAGCGAGUUCCCCGCUGUCACCGCUUUCCCAACCGGAGAAAAAAUCCUUCGCGGUGGUCACGGGCGAGCUUUUCCUCGGGAUUGCUUCAAGGAUUUUGAGGACCAGCCAACAGGGGGGCUCCCCUCCUUCUGGCGCGGACGACUCCGAUGUCUUGAUGUUCGAUAAGGCGAACGGUAAUGUCCAUUACGAGGAGAGGAUUGGGAAGGUUAUUGAGGACGAGAUUCAGCCGGAAGUUAUUUGGGAGCAGAGGGUUAAGGAUGUUGAGGCGGAGGAAGAUCGACGAGUUGUGACGAGCCCUGGUUUUAGUUUCUCUGCUGCUGGGUUGCUCUUCCCUUAUCAUUUAGGGGUCGCCCAAUUUCUUAUUGAGAAGGGCUACAUCAAGGAAAGUACACCACUAGCUGGAUCUUCUGCUGGUGCCAUCGUCUGUGCGGUGAUUGCCUCUGGUGCUACCAUGCAGGAGGCCUUAGAAGUAACCAAAACCCUCGCUGAAGACUGCAGGCUAAGGGGCACUGCAUUCCGGUUGGGGGCAGUUCUCAAAGAUGUGCUUGGAAAGUUUCUUCCUGAUGAUGUUCACAUUCGGUCCAAUGGGAGGGUUCGGGUUGCUGUAACACAAAUUUUGUGUCGGCCUAAGGGUUUGCUGGUAGAUCAGUUUGACUCCAAGGAAGACCUCAUAAAUGCAGUUUUCACUUCCUCCUUCAUUCCAGGAUUGAGAUUGAUCAAGAACUUUAUUUUUGGUGCAGGUUUCUUGCACCAAGGCCUGCCACCAUGUUCCGCAACCGACUAUGUGUAUGGGGGUUUGACGUUAUUUAUGCCUCCAACAUCUGCUGAUAACACGGCAACUCACCCAUUUUCACUGCAACAGGUUCGAGUAUGUGCUUUUCCAGCCAGUCGAAUUGGACUUAAAGGAAUCGGGAUUAGUCCCGACUGCAAUCCUGAAAAUAGGGCGUCUGCCAGACAGCUUUUCAAUUGGGCGCUAGAGCCAGCGGAGGAUCACGUUCUCGACCAGCUCUUCGAGCUUGGAUACCUAGAUGCAGCCGUGUGGGCUGAGCAGAACCCAGUUGAUCAAGUCGUUCAGAAGGACGACAGUUCAUCCCCAGGAAGUGCAUCUCCGCUAUAGCAGCUUCUGAAGUGUAGUAACUUCCUGCAUUUUGACACGGAAGAACACCAGAACAGGUGAAGAUAUGUGUAACGUUGUAUAGUAUAGACGACAUCUCCGUAGGAAGGAAGACUUGAAAACGAAAACAACGAAUGGCGAACUAUGUAGAUAACCGUAGCUGUACACUCCGAAUUGGUUCUAGUGAGAAAUGAAUGGGAAUUCUGGAUGGUUUGGCCCUCCAGAUUGUAUGAAGUUAUCUUCUGCGAGUCGAGUUUUGAUUGAACACAAAAUUCCAACUUGUCUCAUUUGUGAUUUUUAUUCGAA